CGCUACUAGUCGCUACUAGCCUCUACGAAAUCAACGCAAAUCUGACGCCAUGUUGAUGCGCAACUCAACACGGAUCGAAUUCCGGCUGGAGGAUGCACAGGAGUACAUCAGAACAAGAGAGGCGCAAAAACGUCCAGUUGGACAAACAGGACAUACCUGCACACUUCCACCAGUCCCUGGAGCCUCACCUGCCACGGACGAUGCAGCCGCCUUUCCGACGCCUCAGAGCUCCACAACGAUGUCACCCAUCGAUCGAGCAGCAUCGCUGGAUGCGGGGGAAGUCAAUGAGGCUCAGCAAAGCCGUACUGAGUCCUUGACCUUUGUUUGGAGUCCCAACGAGGAGGCUCCGCCGCAGCGUGAAAUGUCUGAGUCAGUGUCUGAUCGAUUUCAAGCGGAGGUAGAGCAGCUUGCAGUCCUUGGGAUUGAUGAGGAGGACGCCAGACGCGCUUUGCGGGCAACAGGGGGUGACCUGGAAGCAGCUGCAGAUCGUCUCCUGCUGUAGCUGCGAACAAGUCGUUGCGAGCGGAAAGGGAAAAUUUCCAGUCGCAGAGGAAACACUGGAA
Messenger RNA from Cladocopium goreaui, 563 nucleotides. Lineage: Eukaryota; Dinophyceae; Suessiales; Symbiodiniaceae. The record is from the annotation of a GenBank genome assembly.